AUGAUCGGGCUGUGGCAUGAAGGCUUCAAGACAUCAGUAUCGCGCCUCGAAACCAACUAUUCUGGUCUUGACUAUCUUCCCGGUCUAGCAAGACUACCUGGAGCCAGCACCGAAGAACACAACCUAAGCACGUACUGGGGAGCAGCCCGAGAUCGCAUUCCAGAUUCCGCACAGGAUCUCUUCCCUCGAGCGGCUGAUAUGCAGCGUCCAAAUCCAACUCCAAGCGGUAUAGGCCAACACUUGACUGGCACCAAUCACGAGAACAUGGUCCACAUACGCUCCGGUCAGUAUUGGGAAAACUGCGGUAAAGAAGAAGCAGGCUCGUACGAACAGAAGCUCGAGCCGACAUUGCAGCAAGGUCUCAAAUAUCUACAUGAGAAUUCAACGGAGACUGGAGCUCUUAGUAUCCAAUAUCUCCGUAAUGGGGAUGUAACUUCGCCCUGCGGUAAUAAGGAAGAGCGAAAGGAAUCGUGCGGCGCGGGUUUCUUCGCCAACCUCGAAGAUCUAGAGCAUUGGGCCAAAAGCCACGCGUCGCAUCUGAAGAUCUAUGGUGGUGCGCUUGCACAUUACAAGGCUUUUGGAGACGAGAGGAAGUUCCGUACAUGGCACGAGGUAUGUGUCAUCAAUGAGGGUGACGCUAUGUUUGAGUAUGUGAAUUGCUCGCCUGAGACAGGUGUUAUCUCAUCCGUACCACUUCAGAGCGGCACAAUGUAA
Molecule: messenger RNA, 714 nt
Organism: Alternaria ventricosa
Lineage: Eukaryota; Fungi; Ascomycota; Dothideomycetes; Pleosporales; Pleosporaceae
Exons: 1
Coding region: 1-714 (237 amino acids)
Source: RefSeq, a predicted model, not a curated record